AUGGCUAACGACGCAGACCACGCUGACUCUGCUGCGCCUGAUCCUGAUCCCGGCCCGUCAUGCAGCUCUCGCCCCAUCACAGGUAUAGAGUUUCUGCGCAGGGUACAUCGUUCCCACGAGCACGCCGGCGACCAGCAAGAUGGCGGUGGUGACUACUGGGGAGGCGACGAUUGGUAUCGUCAGGAUGGACCGGACGACGACGAGCAUUCCGCUGGGGUCGAGGUGUGGGUUCGCUCACCACGCCAAGAAGAUGAAGACCACGACGGACAGAACGAGGUGUGCGAUGAAUCGCACCACCCAAGCAUCGCUGAACCGGCCGAGACAGCACCAACACAGGUCGUGGAUGCGUCUAUUCCAGACUCGACCGCCUCACAGACGCCGAAGAAGCGGCGCUUCACGCAGUCCGUGCUCGGGAUUGGUCUGCAGCCCGUUAAGCCUACACCGACUCCGCCGCCACCUGCCAAGAAAACAACACCUGUAGUCCGACUCACCGAAGAGGAGAAGAAGGAGAAGUUUGUCUGUAAAGAGCACGGGAAGGACGAUGCUCGCUAUGGCCGCAAUGGGAAAGGAGGACGGGACCUCCAGAUCGGGUCCUUUCGCUGGCACGAGGAGAGCGUGAAGCACGACGAUGCCAUGAAGAAGCAAAUGGGUCUGAUGAAGAACAUCGAGGAGCAGAAACGCAUCGAUGACUUUGCGAAGGGCGAUCCGGAGGGCGCGCGGAUUUCGCGGCUAAUGCGGAGCAUCGUGUUUGUGUGCAAGACGGACACACCGAUUCAGAUGUACCCCAGGCUCGUGCAGUUUCUUGCUGAGGAGGGCGUCGCCGACAUACCGCGACAGUCUUACGACGUGUACAUCACACGGUGA
Closterium sp. NIES-65 is the source of this 864-nucleotide messenger RNA. Lineage: Eukaryota; Viridiplantae; Streptophyta; Zygnematophyceae; Desmidiales; Closteriaceae. The record is from the annotation of a GenBank genome assembly.